UAAUUCUUUGGAGACUAAACUUCGGCAUAGUAGUGGAAAAUACAACCAAACCCGUAAAAAAAAAUCAUUAGAAAUUAAUCGAUCAGAACAGCAUGAGAAAAAAAAUUCUCUUCGGGUGUAGUGCGUCUUGAGUCUCCCCUGUUGUAUGUACACAAGCGACCGAACCCAGUAUCCGCACAUAGCAUUAAUACGCUACACACGGAAAGAGCAACGACAGGCAGGCACAGAGUAGACCGUCAACACACGUGCGCGCAUACAGAGAAUCGUAUGUAGAAAGGCUUAUGUGUGCGUUGUCAGUGAUAGCAAGUAAGCACGUAGGCGUGACGUGUACGUACACGCAUUACACGCAUUCCUUGACCGGUUUCUACACCGCCAAGCUCCCCGAGGAUCAGGCAAGCAUCCUAAACCAGUAGCUCUUUUCUUCUCUCCUUCUCUCUCGCUCUCGUACGUUCACUCUCGAGACACGCACGCGUCUACGUGUAUACGUAUGUGUAUGUCUAGCAGCAGCUGCAGCUGCUGCAAGGUGUGUCUUGCGCUGUACUCACGCGGUAAAUCUGUAGUGGUACGCUGUACACUCGGUCACAACUGAGAGCACACGUACAUUGCUCCAGUGUUACAUUUGCUGUUGCGCGGCCUACUUGUUCCUUUCUUUAUUAAAAAUGUACAAUUAUUUAUGGAUGUGCGGUGAAAAAAGUAGCAAACUGAACGUGAAUGAAGUUUGGUCUAUUGGUAUCUUUAAUUAAAGCGUAGAAUUGAGUUUGAAAAAUCAAAAGCUCCAUUUCAAUAAACUUACUAUCUAUGCUGCUAACAUCCACGUGAAAGCAAAAAAACAAAGAUUAAAAUAAUAAUUACCGUGACAAGGUCUCGGCUUCAAGUAAGAAAAGCACUAGUUGCACAUCACAAGUUCAGGGUAAAGAGCGCUACACGUAAAUCAAUUAUACGCAUACAUACAUGAGUCGUGGCAUCUCCAAGAAUGAAACGGUUCGUGACCGCGCUGUACGGAAAGCACAGCAGACGUGUAUGCUAUAUAAAAGCUCGAGGAGAUAUCCCUUAUUCCAGUGAAUAAGAGCGUCUAGUUGAACUAGACGAGGGUAUCCUCGGUCCGUCCGCGGGUAAGAGCAACAGUUUGUUCCGUGACGUAUUCCGCAUGGGGCAGGCCAGUUCCGGGGGACCCCCUUCAUUAGGACAACAUCUACCUUGAAGAAGUCGCUCGCUAUGUUCUCAAGUAAUACGUAGGAGAGAGAAACAGCUCUUGCGGGCAAAGGCUUGCAGUACAUAUUUAGUCGAUUGCUUCCUACGCCGUCAUGUGCUCCUCGUGAAAGGGGAGCGUCGCGGAGUGGCCGCUCCGCGCAUCAGUUCCCCACUAUUUCUCGACGCGUCCGCGCGAUAUACCCAAGUCAUACUUUUACUGCGACUGCGCUUCUUUCAGCUUCUAUGCGCUACCGCAUGUUUACUGGGAUAUUGGCGAGAAAGAUAAUUAUAUAUCAUGCGACAACCAGAGCGUUUUUUAGGUGGUUUUUAGAAAUAGUUUCGUUGAAAGUUAAAAGUAGUAGUUAAAAUACUUAUAUUUUAGAUAUCUUUCGAAAUACACGCAAGUAGUUUCAGAAAUGAUCAUACAAGCUGAUACUGUCGCAACGUUGUUGUACGAAACAUUUGUGUUAAUAUAAAAAAAUGUAUAACUAUUAUCGACACCAGAUCAACGUUUGAUUAAAGACAACUUUCUGUAGCUGAAAAUUAGAUUAUAUUGUUUAUUCUGAUAUAUACAAUAGAUAUCAAGGAUUAUUUGAGACAAUAUCAUUGAUUGCUUCAUUACUAUAAUAUCUCGAUAAAUCUGUAGAUUGUAAGUCGCAACGCUAUCAAAAAUAAUCAUAUAAAAUAAAGAUUCAAUCUAAUUUAGACUGCAGAUAACAUUAUAAAAAACAUUCUAUUUUAUUCUUGUAUUUGUCUACAAGUGCUGGCAACGUUUCUGGAAAUCGUUAAUUUGUAAAACACUUAGAUGAUAUCCAUUCCAAAAUAACGAGAUUAGUUUGACAUUCAUUUAUCCAAAACCAAUAAAGACCACAGGUUUUCCCGAAUAUGUCACAAUUUUCAAAAGUUUUAGAAAAUCAAAUGACAACUGAAUCACAGAAGUACUUUCAAAACAAUUGGUGCAAGUAUGAAAUAGACGAAGCCAUAUACAAGAGAGCGAGGAGAGAGAGAGAGAGAGCGAGCAAUCCCCGGAGCAUUCCUGCACGCCUAUUCAUUGAGCGAAGCUUAGUACAUUUCCACGGUGUGCUCGAGUACAUCUGAGCUCUCGCGCGUUAGUUGCGGGUACCGUAGCACCGAGAGAGCAGUUGAGAGGCGUUCGAUUGGCCGUGGCGCACAUAAGACCAACUAAAAGCUUCUACUCUCCCGAUGAUUCGCCGACUCUAUUCGAUCGACAAAAGUGUUUUGCGACAAACGGUUAGUAAAGCUUCGCCUGGGCUUUUCAUUAAAAAGUGCCGCCAGAAGAAGAAUAGAUGGUAGGUCUAGGAUCGAACGUCAUACCAGUGUACCCUUCGAGACUAUUCUGUUCGCCUGAUCAUUAUGCCUCGCGCUUUCGACAUCCAUACACUCGAUUAUUCUCGCGGCCUCUCUCUCACUCCCUCUCUCUCUCUCUCUCUCUCUCUCUCUCUCUCUCUUUCUACCUACCUACCUACUUUAUCUCUGCGAGCAAUACUUACUGAGAGUAUUACUACGUGAGCGCGGGCAAUGUCAAGCUUUGAGUAUCGAAAUAUUCGAGGCGAUGGCUGAUCGAAUCACCGUGACUUUUUCGUACUGGGCUUUCAAUUUGCUUACCAGAUACUAUAAAACAUUUUUUUUUUAUUUAAUUAUUAUUUGUCUAAGAUCAUUUCCUUAAAAUUAAUUCUUUAAAAAUAACAGAUUUAUUUUUAAUUUCUAACGUUUUAUGAAAAACGCAAUCAGUAGAACAUACCAGGAUUGGUAAGACAGCGUUUGCCUUGUUGACUUAUACUACUUAAAAUGUCUCACCGAACUAAAAUGUUAUAUUUAAUUGUAUAUAUUCCGGACUGUUCUCGUGGUAUUUAAAUAGACGCAGCAUCAACAACUGACUCAUAUUUAUAAAUGAUUAUUUAUAAGUUAAUGACUUACAUAUUCAUGGCCUAUGCUUUCCCAAAUAUUUGAAAUAUUUUAUGAAAUAAUUCUAAUGCUACUGCACUUGUCAUUGCUUUCAAUCAAAACUGCAUUAUAUAAAAAAUAAAUUGAGUCGAUUUAAUUUAUAUUAUCAACCGAGAGCCAGACUUCAGUGACAUCUGUUACGCAAUAACCCAACUGAGAGAAACUAGAAGUAUGAGAGUUAAAUAUGUAUGAUGUAUAAAUUAUAGAUCUCUAAUAUAAGUAGACGGUCAAACACACUCGGUGCUUCCAAGAAAAUGGAUGGUGUUUUCCUUGAUCUCUGCUGCAUUUGGUAAUUUUUUAAAUAUUUAUUUGACAAAAACUUAUACAAGAGGAUAAACAAAGCAGCAAAACUGGAGAUUCUAACCUUAUUAUGUCUAUCUAUUAGUUUUUAUACAACUUAUUUUCAAUCAAUGAAUCAAAAUGCUUUCCACUUGUGGUGAUAUCCUAGAAACAACAGCAUUGUUAGGUCAAUCAGCAGACGGAGCAUCAGGAACUGAUAGUAUUGGAACACACAGUGAUUUAUCUGGAAAUACGACAAUAUUAACAAGACCUCCUAGAAUGGAUAUUGUUUGUAUUCUGGAUUUGCAACAAUUGGAGCACUCACUUCAAAGAAAGAAAGCAUUCGAGGAAAUUAAACAAGCAUGUAAUCUAGUGAAUGCUCGACUGCAUCAUAUACAGUUUGAAAAACUGGAUUUUGGAGAAACAAAUGUACUGGAUACAUUUUAUAACGCAGAUGUUGCUGUAGUAGAUUUGAGCAUACAAAUGCAGCAGUCUGCUCUGUUCUAUCACUUAGGAGUUAGAGAAAGUUUUGGAAUGAAAGAAAAUAUUUUGUUAUUUAACGAUAUGGAUUCAGAGGCUACACUCAGACUGAAGAUUUCCUGUGGCAAUUAUAGAUUUGUUGCCUAUAAGUUUAUGGACAGUGAUACUAGUGUAAUUACAUCUAAUUUUGCUAAAUGUAGUAAUGAUGAAACUCUUGACCUUUCACAGAGGUUGAAGAAAAUUUAUGAAGAAGUUGAAAUACAAUCAAAAGCACACAUGAAAGAAAAAUUUUUAGCAGAUUUACGUAAAAUGCGAGAAAGUCUUACUGGUGAAGAGCUUGCAAAAGCUUUAACUAAUAUGAGAAAAAGAUUAGAUGAUCCUAAUGUCUUAUCAGGAGAAGUAGUUCUGAAUGUCCUUAUUUCAUUUAGAGACAUACAGGACUAUGAUGCAAUGGUUCAACUUGUUGAUGAUUUACGUACAGUUCCAAACCACAAAAAUUCAAUAAAUACACCAGCUAUUCGAUUUCAGUAUGCAUUUGCUCUCAACCGUAGACAGAAAGAAGGUGAUAGAGCAAAAGCAUUAAAGGUGAUUGAAGAGGCCUUAAAGAAAAAAGAGAACUAUGUCCCAGAUAUUAUUUGCUUAUGUGGGAGAAUUUAUAAAGAUAUGUUUGUUGAAAGUAAUUAUCAAGAUCAAAAAUGUCUUGAACAAGCCAUACAUUGGUAUAGAAAAGGCUUUGAGGUACAGCCAAAUGAAUAUGCUGGCAUCAAUUUGGCUACACUUCUAGUAGUUGCAGGCAACGAAUUUUCUAAAAGUGAAGAGCUUCAACAUAUAGGAAUGGUACUCAAUAAUUUAAUUGGCAAGAAAGGUAGUUUGGGAAGUCUCAAAGAUUACUGGGAUGUGGCAACGUUUUUUGAAAUUAGUGUACUUGCUGAAGAUUACUCAAAGGCUAUUAAAGCUGCUGAGUGUAUGUUUAAGCUAAAACCUCCUGAUUGGUACCUGAAAUCGACAAUAGGAAAUAUUAGUCUUAUAAAUAAAUUUAGAAAGAAAAAUGAAGAUAUAGAGGUAGGUCCAGAGCAACAAAUUUUCGUUUUCUGGAUGGAUUACUUUAUUGAAGCUACAAAGAAUGAUGUUAGUGAUAACAUUCGAUUCCCAGUUUUAGUUCUAGAGCCAACAAAAAUUUUAAUGCCCAGUUACGUCAUAGUAAAUCUUGGAGCUGAAGAAAAAUCAAUUCAAAUUUCUAAUCUAUGUUUAGAAAGCAUGAAACAUUGUUGCAAACAAGUUCACGACUGGUUAUUUAAUGCUGAUAUGAUUCGCAGUGUUAGUUUGUAUAAAAGAGACGAGCGUUGUUUAUUUUUGUAUGUCCAAGAAAAUUCCGACGAUUUCCAAAUGUACUUACCAUCAGUCAAAUGUAGACAGAGAUUUUACGAUCUUAUCUUGGAAAUGACAAGAGAUCAGGAAAAUAUGGUUACUGAUCUCGAUGCAUAUAUGGCAGAUGACACAUCAAAAGUUAAGUUUGAGUACGAAUUGGAUGAGCAGAAUAAGCGCAUUGUUCUCGGACGUGGUACCUAUGGAGUUGUUUAUGCUGCUCGUGAUUUAAACACCCAAGUUCGUAUCGCCGUUAAAGAAAUUCGCGAAAAAAAUCUUGGCGAUGUACAACCGUUACACGAAGAAAUAAAAUUGCACAGCCAACUUCGGCACAGAAAUAUAGUUCAAUAUUUAGGUUCUGUGAGUGAAGAUGGGUUCUUCAAAAUUUUUAUGGAACAAGUUCCAGGAGGAAGCUUAUCAGCCUUACUCAGAUCGAAAUGGGGUCCUCUAAAACAAAAUGAAGCUACGAUAUCGUACUAUACAAAACAAAUUUUAGAAGGAUUAAAGUACUUGCACGAUCAGAGGAUUGUUCAUAGGGACAUCAAAGGUGACAAUGUUUUGGUAAACACGUAUAGCGGUGUUGUUAAAAUCUCGGAUUUCGGCAUGUCUAAAAGAUUAGCUGGCUUGUGCCCAAGCACUGAAACUUUCGCUGGAACUCUACAAUACAUGGCCCCGGAAGUUAUUGACAAAGGUCAACGUGGCUACGGGGCACCGGCCGACAUUUGGUCGCUUGGUUGUACCGUGGUUGAGAUGGCUACUGGCAAACCGCCAUUUAUUGAAUUAGGGUCACCUCAAGCAGCAGUUUUUAAGGUUGGCUACUACAAAAUACAUCCCGAAAUCCCCUCGGAAUUAUCAGACAGAGCCAAAAAUUUCAUUUUGCGAUGCUUCGAAGCGAACCCCGACACUCGAGCCACGGCGUCUGAAUUACUAGAGGAUCCCUUUUUAUCAGAAAAGAAAAAAACAUUGCGAUUGGCCGCUCCACCAGACUUCAGUCGCAGCAAAUCAGUACCAAGCGACAAGGCAGAAAAGCUCGUAAUAAAUGAUAAAACCAAUAAUAAUCAUAUCGUUACACCAAGUCCGAUGCAAGCUUCGCAAUCAGACGACAGUAACGUGCAUAAUGGAGGUCCGUCAAAAUUACGUCGAUUAAGAGACUGCAGCCCAGCUCGAUAUCUAUCGCCUAUCAGCAUGCCAACUACAAAUCUGUCGUAUAACAGCUGCAGCACGAUAGGAAUGACUCCUUCAAUCGAAACAAGCGAGCCUGAUGUCGUUGGAGAUUCCAUAGCGAGACGAAGUUCGUCAGGCGGUCUACUCUCGCCGGAAGUCGAACUCACAGGUCAUCUGACGCAGAAAAGCGGAGAAGAACAGGAAGGCUUUUAUUUGCUGAAGAAGGAUAGUCAGCGGCGGAUGACUUUAACAAGGGUCUUAAAUCAAGAUGAAACGAAAAUUUGUACACUUUGGUUAGACAAGAUUCAAUCGGAAGUUGGUCACGUUACCGUUUUACAAAUGAAUCAUUUAGAAUCGUUAACCAGGGCAUUGAGAAAUUACAUUUCUGAACAAAAGCAAGAGCUACUAACAGCAGCAAUCAGCAAAUUGAAAGAAGAACUGGAUUUUGAUUCAACUGCUAUUAACCAGUUACAUUUUGCUAUUUACCUAUUUAAAGACGCAGUAAACGAAGUCCUUAAAAUGCACAGCAUAAAACCUCACUGGAUUUUUGCCUUAGAUAAUCUAGUGACAAAUGCUGUUCAAGCUGCUAUUACCGUACUGUCUCCUGAAUUAGGAGCAAAUUUGUUGGGCCACGAAAGAAUUCAGACAACGGUCGAAGGUGCCGAAGAAGGAUCAACUUCAGGAGUAUCUACCGUCAAUUCUACGAAAUCACAUAAAACAGGCGAAUCUGCCGACUAUAGUAAAUAUUGGUUGGAAUAUCAUGAUCAAAUGGGAUCGUUGAAAGUCGAAAAUAUGAAAUUAAUGCAUGAAUUAUUAGAGGGUCAAAAGGUUUAUCAAAGUUUGCUAUAUCAAGCAUUAGAGGAGCAAAAAGAACAAUUAAGGGUUUUAACGGAUUUGUGUAAAAGUAUUAAUCAGAAAAUCAGCAGAAAGAACCUUGGAAGACCACAAAUUAGUAUUACUGACUACAACGAUGAGAACGCAGUUGAUUCACCAUUGAUACAUUGGCUACAAAAUUUGAAUGUAGACAGUGAUGCUAUAGAUAGGUUUAUCAAUGAAGAAUAUAUUCUCGAGGAUAUUUUAGUUUACAUUAACAGAGAAGACUUACGUAGACUCAAUUUAAAAGGUGGAGUUGAAUUGAAAAUAUGGAAAGCCAUAUUGACACAUAGAAAUUCUUCAAACCCCAAAGGAAUAUCACAAAGUUUGAAAAAGUAACCAUGAAGGAAGUAGCUAGUCUCACUAUAGCUGCUUAGAUUAAUCUAACAAUAAACUUACUAAUUAAUCGUACUGACUUACUAACCGAUACCGUGAUAAUAUAGGAAUAGUCAGCUAUCAAGUGCACAUGCACAAGAAAUAAUUAUUUCUAUACGAUGAAUGUGCCUUAACCAGUGCAAAAUAGUCAGUUUUAUAUUGCAGCUAUUGAAUUUGUGUAUAAUAGUCAUGGUGUAUUGAACCACUUUAUUUUUUAUACAAAACUAUACAUCAACCAACAAUUUUUAAAUAUGUCUUCCAUUGAUAUGUUUAAUAUCAAGCCAUGAUCUUUUUAAAUUAUGAUUUCAAUUUUAAUUUCUUGUUUGAAUUGUGUAUAUAGCAGAUUUUUGAUAGGCACUUAUUAGACAGUCUUUGAAUAAUGUACAGUAUUGCAUAAUAUAUUCAUGUUUAUGUUUAUUGUUAAAAUGUUCAAUAAAUUUUAGAUAAAAUUAUGGAUUUUCAAAAUACUCACAAUCACAAAUGAAAAGUUAUUAAAGUUUUCUUAGAGUUUAUUGAGACUUUAACAUUUAAACGCAGCAUAUUUUCAUAAUAAUAUUAACUCUAUUGUAUGUUUAGCAUCUUCUGCACACGUAAAUUAUAAAAUAAGUUAUUUUAUUCACACUCGUCGUCAUAGACUGAUCAAGCAAAUAGCAAACUUCUACUAAAAUUUUUACAUGAAUCUAAUCUUACUUCACUAAAAUUAAUCAAGUCAUUUUUGAGAAAAUAUAUUUUCAAAAUUUUUAUUUUUAACAUAUCAUCCUAGAAAUUGUUUUUUAUAUUUAUAGUAAUGUUAUUAUUUCCAUUUGCAUGAAAGAAAACAUAAAAGUAUCUUUUGUAUCUCAAAUUUGUAAGUGAAGCGUUUUAAUUGCGUAGCAAUAAAAAUAAGU
This is a messenger RNA of Phymastichus coffea, 8579 nucleotides long. It is a transcript of the gene Ask1, whose product is annotated as mitogen-activated protein kinase kinase kinase 15. Gene Ontology annotation, biological process: MAPK cascade; protein phosphorylation. Bases 3577 to 7656 code for a protein of 1359 amino acids. The record is from RefSeq and is a predicted model, not a curated record. NCBI's taxonomy places the organism in Eukaryota, Metazoa, Arthropoda, Insecta, Hymenoptera, Eulophidae. The transcript is spliced from 22 exons. Gene Ontology annotation, molecular function: ATP binding; protein binding; protein kinase activity.